Halichondria panicea is the source of this 1376-nucleotide messenger RNA. RefSeq names its product betaine--homocysteine S-methyltransferase 1-like. NCBI's taxonomy places the organism in Eukaryota, Metazoa, Porifera, Demospongiae, Suberitida, Halichondriidae. The coding region runs from base 161 to 1300 and encodes 379 amino acids. The transcript is spliced from 3 exons. Gene Ontology annotation, molecular function: zinc ion binding; methyltransferase activity. The record is from RefSeq and is a predicted model, not a curated record.
CCUCCUAUUGCAGAUUGACCCCAAGGAUUGACCCUAUCCCGGAUCCCAUAUCCUAAGCUAAGAGCGCUAGCGCAGCAGAGAUAAAAUUACUCUAUCUCUGAGUGCAGAGACUUGAAUUGGCACCACUAUAGCACUAGCACUAGCACUGUCUUCUGCUCAGAUGUCAUUUGUACUGCAGAGAAUGCUCUCUGUGCGAGCAUGUUCUUCUUCCCUCCUGGUGAGAGGCAGCAAGGCAGGCUGGAGAAGCUAUGGAACAGCACGGAAAGUAGCUGUGAAGGGCCUGGAGCAAAGGCUGGCUGAUGGAGAACGUGUGUUAUGUGCUGAGGGAUACCUCCUCGCACUGGCCAGGAUGGGUUACAUCGCUCACGGUGUUUGGGUCCCCGAGUUCAUUCUGGAGCAGCCUGAGGUGCUGCGUAAUGUCCACUAUGAGUUUGCACAUGCUGGAACAGAUGUCACUGAGGCAUUUCAGUACUACACUCAUCGUGAGAAAAUGAAGGAAAUUGGACGUGAAGGUGACUUGGAGCCCAUUAAUCGAAUUGCUUUAAAAAUUGCAAGAGAAGUAGCAGACGACACUGGCACAUUAAUGGCCGGAGGGAUAUCAAAUACAAAUCUCUACAAACCCGGAGACAAAGAAGUUGAACGAACAAUUCGAUCCAUGUUCGAGGAGCAAGUUCGCUGGUCGAAAGAGGAAGGUGCUGAUUAUAUUAUAGGAGAAACAUUUACCAGUUUGGGAGAGGCAGAAAUUGCUCUGGAGGUCAUAAAAUCUUUCGAUUUGCCUGCAGUUGUAACAAUGACCGUUCUUGGUCCCAGAGAGGAUGGUACAUUAAAGACCUUGGAUGAAGUACCUAUAGGGAAAGCCUAUCGCACCCUCUUAGAGAAAGGUGCCACUGUGACUGGUCCAAACUGCUCAAGAGGUCCGGAUCAAACGCUUGAAGUAUUAAGAGAAGCAGCGAAAGAAGUUGACCCAAAGAGACUAUGUGCUCUGCCCGUUACUUAUCGCACGACUCCUAAAGAGCCUACGUUUUUUGAAUUCACGGACAGCUGCUGUUCUGAGAACAACCCUGUGUACCCUCACGGCCUGGAUGCGUUUAGUGUGAGCCAGGUGGAGAUAAGGAUGUUCACAAAGCAGUGCAUGGAUAUGGGAAUACAAUAUCUCGGUAUAUGCUGCGGAAAUACAGGAAACUACACGAGGGCGAUGGCAGAGGUGAUGGGCAAAGAUCCACCCAGUAGCAAGUAUUAUGACCCUACAAAUAUGGGGAUUCCCCCUGAGCAGAGGAAAAAAGAACUUAAUUGGAACUAAUUAAGUGUGUGUGGCCUCUGUAGCUUAUUUUUGUAUUGAAUCAGAUGUUUUGUAUACAAUUGUCUAGCCUCCUUCA